This is a messenger RNA of Fusarium graminearum PH-1, 3393 nucleotides long. RefSeq lists its product as uncharacterized. Bases 1 to 3393 code for a protein of 1130 amino acids. The transcript is spliced from 4 exons. The record is from RefSeq and is a predicted model, not a curated record. Gene Ontology annotation, biological process: signal transduction; actin cytoskeleton organization. NCBI's taxonomy places the organism in Eukaryota, Fungi, Ascomycota, Sordariomycetes, Hypocreales, Nectriaceae. Gene Ontology annotation, cellular component: cytoplasm.
AUGUCGUCGAGCUACGACGACGCCAUGCUCGGCGAACAUAGCCAUGGCGAACACUCUCACCAAUACCAUGCCCAGGAUAUGCCUCCGCAGGCUGAUUCAAACUGGCAGCAGAACGGCAACUUUAGAACCCGGACCCCUGACAGCAGUUAUCGACCGCGGCCGCCCAUUUCGGCUCCAGGUACGCCCAAUCCACCGGGAUGGGCUGAAGAGCCGCCCCGCAAAAGCGCUGAGCGGAACAGGUCGCGAGGGCGAAAUGGGAGGUCUGCCAGUGGUCAAACGAGGACAUGCCAGGCGUGCGGUGAGCCCUUGACGGGCCAGUUUGACUGCGGUGAAAUAGUUGCUUCAAAGUUCUUCCCAGCCGAGGACGAGAACGGCCAAGGCCAGUAUCCUCUUUGCGAGACUGACUACUUUCGACGACUUGGUCUCCUCUGCUACCAGUGCGGGGGAGCACUUCGUGGCUCCUACAUUACCGCCCUAGACCGCAAGUACCAUGUCGAUCAUUUUACAUGCUCAUUGUGUUCCACGAUAUUCGGCGCUCAAGACAGCUACUACGAACAUGACGGAAACGUUUACUGCCAUUACCAUUAUUCGACACAGUUCGCCCAGCGGUGUAAUGGGUGCCAAACAGCCAUUCUAAAACAGUUUGUUGAGAUAUUCAGAAAUGGGCAAAACCAGCAUUGGCAUCCUGAAUGUUAUAUGAUUCACAAAUUCUGGAAUGUGCGGUUGGCGCAGCCCGCGGACUCAGUACCUGCGCUUGAGAGCACAGACGACGCUGCGGGCAGAGACCUUAUUCGUGAGGAGGAGGAACGUAUGGAAGAGAAGGUCUUCCGUAUAUGGAGCGUUCUAUCAACCUUUGAGGAAUCUUCCGCUGCGUGUAUUUCCGACAUGCUGCUGCACGUCAGCAAUGGCUCAUAUGUGGAGGGAGUUUUUGUUGCCAAACGCUUCAUCUAUCACGUUGAGAUCUUGUUCCAAUCUGCAGAUAGACUCGAUGCAACUAUGGUGGGCCUGGAUCAAAAAGGCAUGUCUUAUGGUCGAGAAGCCAAAUUACUUUGCAAGAAGAUUGUUUCCUUCUUCUCUCUUCUUUCAAAAACCCAAGACAACGCAACCCACAAGAUUGGGGUUACACAGGAGCUAUUAUCCCUUGUUACCGGUCUCGCCCAUUACCUCAAGCUCCUCAUUCGAAUCUGUCUCCAGGGUGCACUGCGUCUUGAGCGUGAAGCACACUCUUCGACUGGCUUGUAUCAGUUCCUAGAUGAUUUGAGUGACCUCGACGCGACUAAGAACGACGAUGGCCAGUUGUCUGUGACUGCAAGCGGCGGAAAGCUUUCUGCCAAUGACUCUGACCACUGUGCCCUGUGCCAUAGAUCCGUUGAAGACGAGUGUGCUAAGAACGCCGACAUGAGGUGGCAUCUCAACUGUGUUCGGUGCACAAAGUGUUCGCGGGAUAUUGGGCGAUCACUGGCGGAGGCUCGUUUGAAUACUCUCGACCGAAAACUCUACUGCACAAACUGUGCUGGACCUAAUGCGCAGUCACUUGAACAUGUCUCAAAACUACAGCAAUACGUCUUUCUGCUUCGCGUUGCCCUAGCUCGGCUGUUGGAUAUUCUCAAAGCUAACGGCACACUCCCACGUUCAAACGAUGACUCCGAUAAUAACGGGUUUGGGGCUUCUGAUGGACCAGGAGGUGAUCCCAAAUCACGUGGAGGAGACCAGUCACGCGGGCCUGGCGGCAGCAAAAGAGAGUCGUCUUAUGAGAACACUCUGAAUGAUGUGCGCAGACUCCGAAGUACACGGUUAGACCGUCACCUCUCUUCUAGUGUACGACAGGCUCGGAGCUCUCGUGUGAUGGACACUGAUGGAAGAGGACCACGCCCAGGCUCAGCGGGUGAUGCCAGCCAAGGUGGUCAAAACUCUACCGAUCUCAUGUUUGGACAAAACGAUGGUAUUACGUUGGAUGAUAUUCCAAGAAUCGUGGCUGUAGAGCAGUCUCGCGAACAACAACAAAGGGUGCCACAGCCUUUUCAAGACCGUUCGCUAGAUGCUCCAUCUGGACAGGGCCAUCAGCGAACGCAAUCCAAUGACCGGGAACGCUCUGAUAUGCCUCGACAAAUUGGACGAAAGUUCUUCUCAGAGCUCUCAGGCCUAGAAUACUUCAACGUCCGACAUCUCGCUGUUCUGACCAUGCAGCCCAUGAUUGAGCAGGAAUUCACGUUGGAUGAACUGCUCAGCUUCAUCGAGUCGCGUAAACAGGCAACCUUCUGGAAGAAUAUUGGAAAGGCCUUCAAGAACGACAAGAAUAAGAGCGUCAAGAAGAAGGGCGUAUUCGGUGUACCCUUGGAGAUUAUUAUUGAAAGAGACGGUGCGGACUCGACAGACGGCGUUGGUCCAGGUACUCUUCGAAUCCCAGCAGUGGUCGAUGAUAUUGUCACAUCAAUGCGCAAGAUGGACCUUUCCGUCGAGGGUGUGUUCCGAAAGAACGGCAACAUCAAGAAGCUGCAAGGCUUGGUCGAAACCAUCAACACGGAAGGCUGCGACAUGGUCAGCUUUAUGGAACAACCUGUUGUGCAGCUUGCCGCUCUUCUUAAGCGCUACUUGAGAGAUCUGCCAGAUCCUUUAAUGACCCAUAAGUUGUACCGGCUAUGGAUUAGCGCAGCCAAAAUCUCCGACCAUGAGAAGAGGAAGCAAUGCCUGCACUUGACCUGCUGUCUUUUACCAAAGAGUCACCGAGACUGUCUCGAGAUUCUGUUCAGUUUCCUCAAGUGGGCUGGAACCUUCCAUCAGCUGGACGAGGAUCUUGGCUCAAAGAUGGACGUGAGAAACCUUGCCACUGUUAUUGCACCAAACAUUCUCACAAACCCUACCAAAGCCAUGGCCAUGGAUAGCGAAGCCAUGUAUAUUAUCGAUGCGGUGGAAAUGAUGAUUACGAAUAUCGAGGAAAUGUGCCAGGUUCCUGACGAAAUCCUUGGUCUCAUGAACGAUCCUUAUAUCUUCAGUAAUAGUGGAGAUCUUACCACCAAGGACAUUCUGAAGCGCUUUCAGGAUAGACGGGGACAGAUUUCAAUUGCUGAUGUGAACGAGGUUUACAACCGUCAGGACAACUCUACCCGACCUCCAGCUCGACGGGUAGAAACUGAUCCAGCAGUAUGGUCGGGUGAGGCCACCGUUCGCACGAUACAAGAUCCUUCGAUGCCUCUACCCAAUAAUGGGAACGCAACCCCGCCUGCUCGGUUCAGAGGACGAAACGAUCUAAACCCCUCGCCUUAUGGUCAAAACCAGUUCAAUCAGUCCGACAGCCAACUCGAUAGCGCCGAGCAUAGUAGGAGGCGCGAAUGGCGCAAUUCUGGCAUAGGAGGACGACAAGGCAGCGGACUCGGUGUUUCCGGCAACUCAUGA